CAUGCGGCAAAUUUUACUUCUGCACCCAGGGAAACCAGGUGAUCAGCUGAUCACACACUGGCCAAGUUCUGGAGGUUUUAACAAGUUACAGGAACAACACCAGCGAGGUCUGACAUCAUGGUACUUCAAGGGAAGGUGGCACUGAUAACCGGGGCAGCUCAGGGCCUCGGGAAAGCCUUCUCCCAGGCCCUGCUAAGGCGAGGAGCUCGGGUGGUGCUGUUGGACAUGAAGCAUGUUGAAGGACAGCAGACUGGACAGGAGAUGGCUGACAAGUUUGGACCUGAGAACUCCACAUUCAUCCAGUGUGAUGUGACGGCUAAGGAACAACUGGACAGUGCCUUUAACAAAGCCAGCUCCCAGUUCGGAGGUCUGGAUCUGGUGGUGAACAAUGCUGGCAUCCUGGAUGAGGUCCAGUGGGAGAGGUGCUUGGCAGUGAACUUGGAGGCUGUUAUCAGAGGGACCUAUAACGGACUGAACCACAUGAGCACCCAAAACGGGGGACGAGGGGGUCACAUCAUCAAUGUUGCCUCUAUAGCAGGAUUACUGAGUUCCAUCCCAGCAGCCCCAGUGUACACAACCUCCAAACACGGUGUGGUCGCCUUAUCCAGAUGUAUGGGGCAUGCGAUGCACUACAAACGACAUGGUGUUAGGGUCAACGCCCUCUGCCCGUCCUUCACAGACACUGACAUCAUCCAUGUGACAGAAGACUCCAUGGGGAAGGAUUUUUGGAUGGUACCAAAAACUGUUCAGAAGCUGGGAGGUCUUCUUCCGGUAUCUACUGUAGUGGAGGGGUUUCUCCAGCUGGUUGAGGAUGACACCCAGCUGACUGGUGCAGUGAUGAGGGUGACUCUGGCUAAGGGCAUUGAUUAUAAACAGUACAGAGAAGAGUGAUGAAAACACUUUUUGUAGGCCUAUGAAAAAAAUGUUGUGUAUCCAGUUAAUGUUGCGGUCCGCAAAAAAAGGCUGUAGUACGUUUUUGCAGGGUAGGUCGGUAAAAGGAAAAACAACAAUUUUGUAUUUCUGUCAUUUUUUAUUAUUCCAGAAGUUAAUUAUUGUUCAAAAGUACUUUCUAAGAAAUGUGAUUGUCAGUUACUUUUCCCACCAUAUUAUGUUAGGGCUAACAGGAUCACAGACAUCCUGUCAAUAGUGCCAAAAUUAUUCCUAUCUACAGGAACAUCCUGUCAAAAGGCCAAAAUAUAUUCUUGUUGACAGGAAUGUCCUAUCAAGCUAUCAAGAUUCUGUCUAUAGUACACAAAACAAUUCUUGUUAACGACUUCAGCAUCCCAGGCGAGUGUAUCAGGUUUUUAAAAAUCAACUAAAAGAAAAUGUCUUCCAGUAAAUAAAUUUUGACAAAAGACUUAAACAAUUGAUCAUGAUAAUGUUCAGAUGUUAUUGUCAUUGAUACGUGCAUAGAAAAUUCCAUAAUGUGAAACGGAUUUGUGUAUGUGAACACAAAUAAACAAAUAAUACAUGCAGGCCAGUGAUAAGCCACCUUUGAUCUGAA
Molecule: messenger RNA, 1504 nt
Organism: Branchiostoma floridae (Florida lancelet)
Lineage: Eukaryota; Metazoa; Chordata; Leptocardii; Amphioxiformes; Branchiostomatidae
Product: 15-hydroxyprostaglandin dehydrogenase [NAD(+)]-like
Exons: 7
Coding region: 118-891 (257 amino acids)
Cellular component (GO): cytoplasm
Molecular function (GO): oxidoreductase activity, acting on the CH-OH group of donors, NAD or NADP as acceptor
Source: RefSeq, a predicted model, not a curated record